Penicillium digitatum Pd1 is the source of this 1320-nucleotide messenger RNA. The record is from RefSeq and is a predicted model, not a curated record. Lineage: Eukaryota; Fungi; Ascomycota; Eurotiomycetes; Eurotiales; Aspergillaceae.
AUGCCCAACAAGAGAAAAGCCACCAUGUCGCCCCCCUUCUUGAAACGUCCUCGGAUAUCUUAUGACGAAGAAGAUGUCGAAUUUUCGACGGCAUCUCAUGAGCGUCCCCGUCAUAAUCCUCUCUAUGGCCAGAAGAGCGCAUUCCCCGGGUUGGAUGAUGGAGGCGAUGAAUUGCUGUACGACGAUCCGGAGGAUGGAUUGGAAUAUCUACGCAUGGUUCGAUCCGAAGCUAACUCAUUACCAAUCCUUUUUUCUGCGCCUACUGAGACCACAGACCCUUCAAAUCAAUCUUCGGACAGACAACGUGAUCUGAAGCAACUUGAACCAAAUAACCCUCUGCCAGCAGGCUUUUACGAGGACGAAGCCUAUAUUGCUCCUGCGAAGGAUGUCAACGAAAUCAAGGCCGCAAAUUCCCCUUCAAAACUCGAUGAACUCUAUUCCGAUGCGCAAAAAUCCUACAACAAUCUUCUCCGACAUCGAUUCCUCCUCUUGCGAUCGACCCUACGAUGCAGCCCACCCGCUGGUGCCAUCAGCACCCUUGACAAUGACCACCCUAUCAGUCUCCCCCGAAAGGCUGGAUCUGCGCACAAAAUAUGGCGCCGGCUUUUAGUUACUGUCGAACCGCGCAUGGUUCAACUGGCAAGCAUGGACAUGGACAGCGUGUUAGAAGUGCUAGAAAUACUAGCACGGAUGAUGUCUGAUGUUGUGCGAGGCGACGACACCCAGCGCGUACGGCGCAUUGGUGCUUGGGCUUGGGGCUUGUUGGGGAAGUGCCGCGAGGUGGGGCAGCUUUCUACCCGAGAGAGAAGGACGAAUAUGAGGAGGAGGGGGGGGGAGGGGGAGGAGGAAGAGGAGUCUGAAGAUUCCGUAGUAGAUCCAUCAAAGAAGGAAGCUCAGCAGAGCAAUCUCGUCGAUGAUGAGAAAGAUACCACGGAAGAAGUUCAGCAAGGAUCUACAGUCCAGGAUGAGGACGCGACCAAGCAAGAAACUCAGCCGGAACCUACAGUUCAAAGUGAGGAGGAAACCAAGCAAGCAGAAUUGCCGGAGAUUGCAGAAGCACAAGACUCUAGCAUGUCUGAUGCAUCGCUUGAAGAAUCCAACUUGGAGGUAGCCAAGGCGCGCUUGCAGGCUCGACUGCAGGACAAUUCCGACUCCGUGGAGAUCCCUGCUAGCUGCGAAGAAGAAGAAGCAGAAGAAGAAGAAGAAGAUGACGAUAAUUGGUCGAUACAAACCCAUGCCCUGCUCGACAUGAUCAUUACGGUUGUCGGUGAGUUCUUCGGCCAGCGGGAUCUGUUGCAGGAGCGAGAGGUCUGGGGUUAG